Athene cunicularia (burrowing owl) is the source of this 2304-nucleotide messenger RNA. Its product is annotated as mitochondrial amidoxime reducing component 2-like. Gene Ontology annotation, biological process: nitrate metabolic process. NCBI's taxonomy places the organism in Eukaryota, Metazoa, Chordata, Aves, Strigiformes, Strigidae. The record is from RefSeq and is a predicted model, not a curated record. The annotation marks the transcript as partial. The transcript is spliced from 5 exons. Gene Ontology annotation, cellular component: mitochondrial inner membrane. Gene Ontology annotation, molecular function: nitrate reductase activity; pyridoxal phosphate binding; molybdenum ion binding.
AGGGUGUUUGGACUGGAUAUCCAAGGCAGGGACUGUGGUGAUGAAGUGGCUCAGUGGAUCACCACUUUCCUGAAUUCAGAGCGAUAUCGACUGGUGCACUUUGAACCCUCCAUGGUGCCAAGAAAGUCAAAGGACGUAAUAAACCUUUUCAGAACCACAGAUGAGGUUGCCUAUCCUGACUGUAGCCCAGUCUUGAUCCUCUCGGAAGCUUCACUGGAAGACCUAAAUACCAGGCUGGAGAAGAAAGUUAAGAUACAGAACUUCAGGCCAAAUAUUCUUGUGGCAGAUUGCAGUGCUUUUGAGGAGGACACCUGGGAGGAGAUUCUUAUUGGCGAUGUGGAGAUGAAAGGGACAGUGUGUUGUGCCAGGUGUAUUUUAACAACUGUUAACCCAGACACUGGGGUCCUGGACAGGAAGGAGCCUCUGGAAACAUUGAAGAGUUACCGCUUGUGUGAUCCAUCUGAGCGACACAUAUACAAAUCCAGCCCUCUCUUUGGAAGAUACUUUGCUGUUGACAAAACUGGAACAAUUCAAGUUGGAGACCCUGUAUACAAGAUGGUCCAGUUGUGAUCAGAAGAUGCCUUUUCACUUUGAUACGCAAAUUGUUUUCCUGUGAACAUGGUCACCAGCAUAACCUUUUCUUAUUCUUUGCAAUGUUUUUUGUGCUAUGUUCCUUUGUAAGAUGCAGGGAGGUCUUUGAGGCUAUGAAGUGCCAAUUGUUUCAGAUCAUGUAAUCUACUAGCAUGCCUGGAGCAACCAGGCCUUUAGUUUUUCUGGAGGCUGUGAUAGAAGAAACUCUAAUCCAAGACAGACUUCACAGCACGACUCUGAGUAUCACACCUCCUAAAAUUUUAUGUCAAGCUCGAUAUCAGAAUCCAAAAUCAUGUAGAAGAGCUUUGCAUCAUGUAUUAGAUAAGUUCAGUGCCUAUGAAGAACCACAAAAAACAGUUAUGCCAAGAGUAAAGUAGGUAUGUUGGUCAUGGAGCUGCCUUUACAAGUGAACAUGGAGUGCAGAUGGCAAGGUUCUGUCCUAGAUUCCACCUUUCUUGGGUCCUAAUCAUCAUACCCUAUCUAUGUCUGGAGGUACCUUUUUGCAGUGUUUCUCAUUCUGCAAUCUUUUCCUGAAGUUUGCUACUGUUUUUUGAGAUUGGAGAAAUAUCAGAAAGAGAAGGAUUGUGAGCUGAGUGACUACUAGAGUGUUUACUAGAGUAAAUCCUACCCUAGUUUAGGGAUGGGAAUGCUGGCUAACGAUGUGUAAGACUCUGGGUUUGUUUAGUUUAUAACCUCCUCUUGAUAGUUUGAACCAUCGAAUUUUUCUCCUCUGAAGCAUACCAUAACACUGAGGCUGUGGAGUAGUGAUGCAUUUGUUAACGUAUCAGCAGAGCUUCCGAUUUGACUAAAAGAAUUAGGUGUUCACUGGAUCAGAGUCUCUGUGCACAUUGGAGGGGAAGAAGAGCUGUUGGGAGUGAUCUGAUUCUGAGUCUGCUCCCUUCAAGCUGAUGUCCAGGCCAAUAUUGUAGGGCUCUGUGUUCACACGUAGUUCCUCUCUGGCUCGGUGAAUCUCUUGCUAUAGAAAGUUAGGCUGCUGAGCAGACGUUUGGGAAGCUGCGGUUUCAGACUGAGCAUGUUGAUGUCCUUAUUGGUUAUGCAUUUAGAUCUUUGGUUGCCCCCCUCCCCUGCCCCUAUUCUAACCAAAACAUCUGCCAUCUGUAGGAAGCUGAUAAUUAUAUUUUCUGCUAUAUUUUGUACUUCAUAAAACAGAUAGGGGAGGAAACUAAUUGGAUUAUGGCAGUAGUAUUUUUUCUUUAAAUGCUAUAUGACUAUUUUUAAUUAAAAGUGGAGUCCAAGACAAAAGCCAGCCAUCUUUCAAAUGCUUAUCUGCAUGUUGCUUUGUUAUGGAUUACUAGAUCUUGAAAGAGCGUUGAACUAGCCAAAAAAAAGGAAUCUAAUUAAGUGUGAAGAAGAACAAAUAUGACCCAAUUGGUGUUUAAAUUCUUUGUUUUCUGUUGUGAACAUGAAACUGGAUUUUUCUGCAUGUUCACAACUCAGACGUGUAAAAUGAAGAGCUGUUGUGCCUUUGAGUACAUUCAGAGGGAUGUACAUGGCAAGCCUGAAGCAGGCAUAUGGGGAAGGUAGUUUUCUAUUAUUUGUGAACUCGGAAUUGUUCCGAAUAUCCUUUCAUUAGCAGAGUGCUCUGUAAGUAUUAAGUUUUCCUGUGACAGACAAGUGCCCAGUUUGGACUGCAUGUUGCAUAUUUGAGUAUUGUUAUGUCUAGUGCGAGGAAAUGAGAGAAAAAGCAUCUUU